Solanum lycopersicum (tomato) is the source of this 1048-nucleotide messenger RNA. RefSeq names its product bHLH transcriptional regulator (gene fer). Gene Ontology annotation, biological process: regulation of DNA-templated transcription. The record is from RefSeq and is marked validated. Gene Ontology annotation, cellular component: nucleus. Gene Ontology annotation, molecular function: sequence-specific DNA binding; DNA-binding transcription factor activity; protein dimerization activity. Lineage: Eukaryota; Viridiplantae; Streptophyta; Magnoliopsida; Solanales; Solanaceae.
AAAAUAAAAAAAAAAUGGAGAGUGGUAAUGCAUCAAUGGAAAAUAAUAAUGUUAAUGAUAUUGGGCUUAUUAAUUUCUUGGAUGAGGAUAAUUUUGAACAAUUCAUUGAGCUUAUUAGGGGUGAAACUGCUGAUCCUAUUGUAAAUUUUUGCCCAAACUAUGAUUGUGAACAUAUGACAGGUUGUUUUUCCGCAGCCAAUGCCCAAUUUGAGCCAAUAUUAUCGUCGAUGGAUUUCUAUGAUACAACAUUGCCAGAUCCUAUUUCGCUAUAUAACUGCGAAAUCAAGCUGGAUAAUAAUGAUGAUGAAGACGAUGAUGAAUCUUCUGGCACAACGGCUACCACCAAAAUGACUCCAACAAGCAAAGGCACGAGGACUGACCGGUCCAGAACUUUGAUUUCGGAGCGCAAAAGGAGAGGAAGAAUGAAGGAAAAGCUUUACGCUUUGCGAUCCUUAGUUCCUAAUAUCACAAAGAUGGAUAAAGCCUCCAUCAUUGGAGAUGCAAUAUUAUACGUACAAGGACUACAAACCAAAGCAAAGAAACUUAAAGUUGAAAUAGCAGAGUUUGAGUCAUCAAGUGGAAUAUUUCAAAAUGCAAAGAAAAUGAAUUUCACAACCUAUUAUCCAGCAAUCAAGAGGAUAACAAAGAUGGACAUUAAUCAAGUAGAAGAAAAAGGAUUUUACGUGAGAUUAAUUUGCAACAAAGGGCGACACAUUGCAGCUUCUCUUUUCAAAGCUCUUGAGUCUCUCAAUGGAUUCAAUGUUCAAACUUCCAACUUGGCUACUUCUACCAAUGAUUACAUUUUCACCUUCACUCUUUAUGUGAGAGAAUGUCAUGAGGUGGACAUAAACUUUGGCAAUUUGAAGCUAUGGAUAGCUAGUGCUUUUCUUAAUCAAGGGUUUGACUUCGAGACAUCUCCGUUGGUCUAAUAUCAUGUUAUUAUUGUAACUUUCUAAAAUACUGAACUAUAUUUAAUUUGUAUUAUCAUUUAGUACUCAUUAUCCAAACUAAACGGGACUUUUACUUAAUGAAGGAACACUUGUUUUGA